AUCAAAGGAAAAACCAACAUGGAUGAAUCUGAAACCAUUAUCAAGGAGAGGUCUCUGCAACGAGCUUUGAUGCCACCUAUGCCUGGCUGUAAUCACCACGGCCGUGCUUCUCUCCUGGAACAGCGGUUACUUCCAGGAAUUGGGCUCAAUACAAUGCAAUCAAGUUCAGCAGAUGAAAAGCCUUCAAAAGGACAGCUUACAAUCUUCUAUGCUGGAACUAUUAAUGUCUAUGACAAUGUUCCCAUUGAAAAGGCUCAAGCCAUCAUGCUUCUGGCUGGAGAGAGCUCUCUGUCAAGGCCUAAACCAAAGGAAAUAUCGAAAACAGAUGCCAAAACACCCGAUUUUCCCCUCAACUUCGACUCUUCAGCAUGUAACCUUACUGGCCCUGAUCUUCUGAUUGCCAGAAAGCUUUCCAUCCAACAUUUUCUGGAAAGACGCCGCCAUAGGAUUAUAAAUAGGUCUCCUUAUUCCUCUUCCGGUAAAGAUCAGAAGGACCACAAUGAAACCAAGCCACACAAGGGUUCCAGCCAAAUUCAAGGCACUUCACUUCGCCAUUUCCUUCGCGUUUAGGAUACUUUCUUUCCUGUAUCAGCAAUGAAUAAGGGUUGUUAAUUAGGGUUUUAUCAUAGAUUAACAUUGUUAAAUUGGGAUUAACCUCGGGGAGAAAACAAACAAUAUAAUCCAAUUACAAUC
Rubroshorea leprosula is the source of this 693-nucleotide messenger RNA. Lineage: Eukaryota; Viridiplantae; Streptophyta; Magnoliopsida; Malvales; Dipterocarpaceae. The record is from the annotation of a GenBank genome assembly.